CAUCAAGUGGCUUGGAUUGCGUAAGGAUGACAUUGAGCAGCUCAUACCUGAAGAAUCUUUAAUUCCAUUGACGCCAAAAGACCAUCAAAUCGCCAAAAGCUUGGCUUCCUCAGAGAUCCUCCAGGACAAUGGAGCUCGUGUUGAGGAACCAAGAACAAGUCUUGUCGAAGAUUGCCACGAGCGACGGCCAUGGUGAGAACUCGGCGUACUUUGAUGGCUGGAAGGCCUACGACAGCGAUCCUUACAACCCUGUCAAUAAUCCCGAUGGCGUCAUUCAGAUGGGGUUGUCCGAAAAUCAGCUUUCAUUUGAUUUAGUUCAAGAAUGGGUUCUGAGCCACCCGGAGGCGUCCCUCUGCACGCCGGAAGGCGCGCGCGAGUUUAAGGAUAUCGCCAUCUUUCAGGACUACCAUGGAUUGCAAGAAUUCAGAAAUGCUGUCGCUAGAUUCAUGGAGAGAGUCCGAGGGAACAGAGCUGUGUUCGAUCCAGACCGGAUAGUUAUGAGUGGCGGCGCAACUGGCGCUCAGGAAACGCUAACUUUCUGCUUGGCUGAUCCGGGAGACGCGAUCUUGGUCCCGACUCCGUAUUACCCGGGAAAUGAUAGAGAUUUGACAUGGCGAACCCGGGUGUGCCUCUUCCCCGUCAUCUGCGACAGCUCCAACGGCUUCAAGAUCACCCGAGAAGGCGUCGAAAGCGCGUACUACAAAGCACAAGAUUCAAAUCUCCGGGUGAAGGGAUUGCUCAUCAACAAUCCGUCAAACCCGUUGGGCACGGUUUUGGAUCGAGAGACGUUAACCGAGUGUUUGCGCUUCACUCAGGACAAGAACAUACACUUGAUCUGCGACGAGAUCUACUCGGCGACUGUCUUCAGACAGCCCGGAUUCGUCAGCAUUGCCGAGAUCAUGCAAGAAAAUCUAUCGCGGUGCGAUCCCAACCUUGUCCACAUCGUCUACAGCCUGUCCAAGGACCUCGGAUUCCCGGGCUUCCGAGUCGGGAUCCUAUACUCUUACAACGACGCGGUCGUGACCACCGCACGCAAGAUGUCGAGCUUUGGGCUCGUCUCGACGCAGACGCAACGCCUCAUCGCGUCGAUGCUGUCGGACGAGAGUUUCGUCGAGAUGUUCUUGCAAGAAAGCACGCGGCGGCUCGGGACUCGCCACCGCAUGAUGUCAAAGGCUCUGGCACAAGUCGGGAUCGGGAGCCUCCGGGGCAAUGCCGGGCUCUAUGGCUGGAUGGACUUACGACGGUUGCUGAAGGCGCCGACGUUCGAGGCCGAGAUGGAGCUGUGGCACGUGAUCAUCGACGACGUCAAAAUCAACGUGUCGCCGGGGGCAUCGUUCCAUUGCUCGGAGCCGGGAUGGUUCCGGGUUUGCUUCGCGAACAUGGACGAGGAGACGAUGGUCGUCGCGCUUUAUCGGAUUUGUAAAUUCGUCGUGCAUAACAAGGAGUCGCCGGAAAAUGUCGACCGGCGGAAGCCUUGCCAGCGCCGGAGCAAGCUCGAGAUCAGUGUGUCUUUCCGGCGGUUGAAGGAUGAGCUGUUGAUGACCCCUCGCUCGGCUAUGGUUCAAGUGAAGGAGUAGUAAACUAACUUGAGUUAAGUUAACUUGAGUUAAGUUAAGUUAAGCGUUAUUUAUAUCUGCUGAAAGUUAAAUAAAGUCAGAAUAAGGAUUGAGGAGAUGUGUGAUAAGAAUUUUCACAUUUUGCAUUUGAGUCAUACGUUACAUAUGUUGUGUAAGACGAAAGUUAAUGUGAGAAAG
Andrographis paniculata is the source of this 1754-nucleotide messenger RNA. RefSeq names its product 1-aminocyclopropane-1-carboxylate synthase-like. Bases 129 to 1577 code for a protein of 482 amino acids. The transcript is spliced from 5 exons. Gene Ontology annotation, biological process: biosynthetic process; amino acid metabolic process. NCBI's taxonomy places the organism in Eukaryota, Viridiplantae, Streptophyta, Magnoliopsida, Lamiales, Acanthaceae. Gene Ontology annotation, molecular function: pyridoxal phosphate binding; transaminase activity. The record is from RefSeq and is a predicted model, not a curated record.